This is a messenger RNA of Medicago truncatula (barrel medic), 1873 nucleotides long. Its product is annotated as cytochrome P450 83B1. Bases 34 to 1554 code for a protein of 506 amino acids. Gene Ontology annotation, molecular function: monooxygenase activity; iron ion binding; oxidoreductase activity, acting on paired donors, with incorporation or reduction of molecular oxygen. The transcript has 2 exons. The record is from RefSeq and is a predicted model, not a curated record. Lineage: Eukaryota; Viridiplantae; Streptophyta; Magnoliopsida; Fabales; Fabaceae.
AUAUUACAAUAGCUGAAUAGCUAUCCCUAAUUCAUGAACAAAAACAUGUCACCCCUUAUUCUUUUACCCUUUGCUCUCUUGCUAUUCUUCUUGUUCAAAAAACACAAAACAUCUAAGAAAUCAACAACUCUUCCACCAGGUCCUAAAGGCCUUCCUUUCAUUGGAAACUUACACCAACUUGAUAGUUCAGUUCUUGGUUUAAAUUUCUAUGAACUCUCUAAGAAAUAUGGCCCUAUAAUCUCCCUUAAACUUGGUUCAAAGCAAACAGUCGUUGUUUCAUCAGCAAAAAUGGCCAAAGAAGUAAUGAAAACACAUGAUAUCGAAUUCUGUAACCGACCCGCGUUAAUCAGCCAUAUGAAAAUAUCAUAUAAUGGAUUAGAUCAAAUAUUUGCACCAUAUAGAGAAUAUUGGAGACACACAAAAAAACUUUCCUUUAUUCAUUUUCUUAGUGUCAAAAGAGUCUCAAUGUUUUACUCAGUUAGAAAAGAUGAGGUGACACGAAUGAUCAAGAAGAUAUCAGAAAAUGCUUCUUCCAACAAAGUUAUGAACAUGCAGGAUCUUCUUACUUGUCUUACAAGUACUUUAGUUUGUAAGACCGCCUUCGGCAGAAGGUAUGAAGGGGAAGGAAUUGAGCGUAGCAUGUUUCAAGGUCUGCAUAAAGAAGUUCAGGAUUUGCUAAUUUCGUUCUUUUACGCGGAUUAUUUGCCCUUUGUUGGAGGGAUUGUUGAUAAACUCACCGGAAAGACGAGUCGCCUUGAGAAAACGUUCAAGGUUUCAGAUGAACUUUAUCAAAGUAUUGUUGAUGAACAUCUUGAUCCAGAAAGGAAGAAGUUGCCUCCACAUGAGGAUGAUGUUAUUGAUGCCUUGAUUGAACUGAAGAAUGAUCCUUACUGCUCAAUGGAUCUCACUGCAGAACACAUCAAGCCCUUGAUCAUGAAUAUGUCGUUUGCUGUGACAGAAACAAUUGCGGCAGCGGUAGUCUGGGCUAUGACUGCACUAAUGAAGAAUCCAAGAGCGAUGCAGAAAGUACAAGAAGAGAUUCGGAAAGUGUGUGCAGGGAAAGGUUUUAUAGAGGAAGAAGAUGUCGAAAAGCUUCCAUAUUUCAAGGCCGUUAUAAAAGAAUCAAUGAGAUUGUACCCAAUUUUGCCUAUACUUUUACCAAGAGAAACAAUGACAAAUUGCAACAUUGCAGGGUACGACAUUCCAGACAAGACAUUGGUGUACGUGAAUGCAUUGGCGAUCCAUAGAGACCCAGAAGUAUGGAAGGAUCCAGAAGAGUUUUAUCCAGAGAGAUUCAUAGGAAGUGAUAUAGAUUUAAAAGGACAAGAUUUUGAGCUGAUUCCGUUUGGUUCUGGGCGAAGAAUUUGCCCCGGCUUAAACAUGGCUAUUGCUACCAUCGACCUUGUACUUUCUAAUCUUCUCUAUUCAUUUGAUUGGGAAAUGCCUGAAGGAGCUAAGAGGGAAGACAUUGACACUCAUGGUCAAGCCGGACUUAUUCAACACAAGAAAAAUCCUCUCUGUCUUGUUGCUAAGAAGCGAAUUGAAUGCGUGUGAUCUUGAAAUUGCAUGUUAUAGUUAAGUGAGUCUUCAUAUUCAAUAUUAUAAUAAAAGACUCUAAUGUGGUAUUAUAUGUUCAAAGAAAUAAAAUUCAUCUUGCUGUAUUAACUAUUCCUUUGUAGUUCAGGGGAGUGGUAAAUAGGAUGAUUUUGAUCUGAUAUGUCAUGUUGUAAGAAGUCUGAGAGUCGAGAAAUGGUGAAGAACAUUAAGGUUUUAUCCUAUAAAUAGUUUUUCACUCAGUCGAUGACCAUGUUCUACAAAUGAUGUGUUGAUUUUGAAUGUUAUUUUUCAAAGUAGUUCCCUUUGAUUUCAGCAG